Molecule: messenger RNA, 2520 nt
Organism: Paramecium sonneborni
Lineage: Eukaryota; Ciliophora; Oligohymenophorea; Peniculida; Parameciidae
Source: the annotation of a GenBank genome assembly
AUGAAUUUUGAAAAAAAAAAAGACCAAUUUUCAUCUGAUAAAAUAGAAAACAAUAUUAGGCAAGCUUUCAAUUUUUUAUUUGGAUAAGGAGCAUAUGAAAUAGGAUGUAAAUAAAUCAAUAAAUGAAGUUUAUUAGAAUACUUGGAAAUAAUCCAUAGAAGUCAAAGGAAAAGAAUAUUACGAUUCAGUAAUUUCAGCUAUAAUGAUUUAAAUAAUCAGAAUAGCUGAUGAAGGAUCUGAUUAGCCAGCUACUCAAUAUAUAGAUUUAAUAAUACUCCUAAUAGAUGGUUUAAUUUUUAAUUUAUAUUCAAAAAAUAAAUCUUCAGAUAGAGCAAAAGUACAUCAGAGUUUGUAUUAAACAAGUUAAUAAUCACAAUUGGCAUAACAAUCAGGUAAAAUUAUGGAAAGUAUUGGAAAUUAUGUCCCUUUAGAUGUUAAAGUAUUUGUAAAAGCUUUAGAAAGAAUGGCAACUAGUUUCGAAUUUUUCGAAUCAUUAGACAUUAUGAUGAAUUACAAUGAUGCUGAUUAAAAUAAAUUAUAACUCAGUCAUUUUGUUAAUACUCUGGAGUAUAUUUUAGAAAAAGAGUAAGUUAGUGAUCAAGUGUUGGAUGAUUAUAUAGCAAAUAAAGGAAGAAUCAGUAAGUAUAUUAUAGAAAGAUAAAGUAUGGCUGAAAGGGAUGAAAUUGAUGAAGUAAAUAAAUUGAUUUUUAGCAAUAAAUUAUUAAUUAUUAAGAAAUUGCUAUUUGUAAAGAAUGACACUAUAAAUGUAAAAGAAGUGCAUUUUACUUUAGGUAGAAUAUAUUUUGCAGCUUAUUCAAAAAAAAGAACUAAUUACAAACGAUCAUAGUUUUCUUAAUUAAAAUUUUAGGGUGAAGAUAUGAUACACAAUAUCUUUAAAUAGUAUAUUAAUACCCAGACUAAAAGAGAUAUGCUUUUCAAAGACCAAGAUGAAAGUGAUCCUUUCUUCUAGUUUCUACUAAAUUAUAUGCAGUUGUUAUAUUCUCCUGUUUACUUUGAAUUUUAAUAAUUACUAGAUGAUUUGCUUUUACCAAAUCAUAAGAUGGCUCCUCCUAAAUUCUUUGCAACUGUUUAACCAAUUGUAGAAACAUAAUUUAUUACUUUCUUUGCUACUUUACCUCCAGAUCUUCUCAAUUUACUUGCUUAAUUUAAUUAAACUAUACAAGAUGCUCCCCAUUUCACAGAUAAUCUUUAAGCUACAUUUCCAGUUAAAAAUUUAUUCAUAUCAAAAUUUUUAUUGAAUCCAAACCUUAAGGAAUAAUUUAUUAAUCAAGAUUACAAUAUGGAUCAUUUUCUUACUGUUGCUAAUCUUUUUAAAGAUCUUUUUUUCAAUAAUACAAAUAGAUCCUAUAGUAAUUUACCUUAAUUUUAAGAAAUGUCAACUAAACUUAAAAAUAUCUUAGAAUCAUAUAUUACUACAUAUGAUAAUGAUGUAUCUAUUGAUAUUUAUAGCUAUUUUAUCACUGAUCCUUUAUUACAAAAUGAUUAUAAUUUCCUCUACAAUUAUUAUCACAAUAAUAUAAAAGUCUUACCUUCCGACAUUAAGGAUAUUCAUAUGGAUAAAUUUAAUAGUUAUAUGCCAAAAAGAAUUUAUGUUAAAGCUUAUGAGAAACCAGAAGAAUAAUAACAAAAACAAGAAUAAAAAGAAAAUCAAUAAGAUUAAUAAGAUCUUAUUAAUGGUGAUAUAGCUGAUGAUGAUAGAUCAGAUAAAUCUAAAGGAAAAUAAUUUGUUGGACCAGAUUAUUAAGAUGAAGAAUUUUAGGGAGUUGAAAAAGUUGAAAAAGCAACUCAAACAGAAGUUUAAGAAGACGAGGACUUAAAAAAUGCUGAAAAGUUUUAACCUAAUUUUAAUGAAAAGAGUGUAAUUAGUGAUUAAUCAGUAACACCAUUAGAAUAAGAAGACAAAGAAAAAGUUCCUUAAAAAAAACAAGUUACUAUUCCUUAAUAUAAUGAAUAUUAUGAUAUAGAUAUUAGGCAAUAGGAAGAAAAGGCUUAAGAGGAUACACGAAAAUAUUUAGAAGAAAUCUAAUAAUUAAGAAUUUAAAUUGAAGAAAUGAAAGAUUAACAUAGUGAUGCUUUGGCAUAAGUUGAGUUUGAUCAUAAUUAACAAAUUAAGAAAAUGGUAUAUUAUUUUAUUAAAUUUUUAAGGAGUAUGAAUUGAAUCAAUCAAAAUUAAGAAAUGAAAUGUUAGAAAAUGAAGUUAAAUUAAAAUAAUUGGAAAUUGAAUAAAGACAUGAUUAAAUUGAAAAACUUUUUGAUGAAAAAGUUAAUUUAAGUUAUUAGUUAUAAAAAGCUCUUGAUGAAAAAGAAUUAUUACAGAAACAUUUUGAAGAUUAAAAUAAGGACUACAAAGAAUAAACAAAGUAGUUUGAAUUGAAAGACUUAAUGAAUGAAUUUGACACAUAUUAAUCUUAAAUUAAUAAUAGAAAAAAUGAUUUAAUGAAGGUAGCAAUAGAUCAUGAAAUACAAUAAAAAAAGUAUUUCAGAAAAUUAAAUAUUUGA